AUGGCGUCUUCAUUGUCCCAGCACCACGUGCUCGACACAUUUGACGUGUAUGACACACAGUUUAAUGUCCUUCCAAAGAAUUGGAGCGAUAUGGAUCAAGAGAUUUUUGAAAGUUUUCUACUCUCGUCUUCCUCAUCAACGUUAUUUCUUUCUGAUUCGCUCGUAUCCGUCAAAUCUGAUCCGUUAGUAGCCGUUCAAAUCUGA
Messenger RNA from Peronospora belbahrii, 204 nucleotides. The record is from the annotation of a GenBank genome assembly. Lineage: Eukaryota; Oomycota; Peronosporomycetes; Peronosporales; Peronosporaceae.